CUUGUUGCCUUUGAAGGUGGCAGCAUUUUAAGGGCACUUCUCUUGCUUCUCUCUUGUCCUCUCCUCCUCAUUUUGAACCAUGACAUGAACCUUAAACUCAUGACCUUCAUCACAUUCUGUGGCCUGAGAAUCAAGGACAUGGAAUGUGUUUCAAGGGCAGUGCUGCCUAAAUUCUAUUUGGAGAAUCUCAACCUUCAUGCUUAUGAGGUUAUGGCUUCAUCAAGUUCCAAAGUUGUGUUCACAAGUGUUCCUAGAGUUAUGGUUGAAGGGUUUCUGAAGGAGUAUUUGAGUGUUUGUAAUGUUAUAGGCACAGAGUUGCAAACUUUUGGUACCUACUUCACUGGCUUUGUCUCUGAUUCUGGCUUGCUUGUGAAGCAUAGAGCACUCAAAGAGUAUUUUGGUGACAGAAAACCAGACAUUGGUAUUGGAAGCUCAAGUUUUGAUGAUCAUAUUUUCAUGUCACUUUGCAAGGAAGGUUAUGUGGUGAACAAUCCAAGCCCAAUGUUGGGAAGGGAAAAAUAUCCAAAGCCCUUAAUCUUCCAUGAUGGAAGGUUGGCAUUCUUGCCAACCCCAUCAGCAACACUGUUGAUGUUCAUGUGGCUCCCAAUUGGGAUUCUUCUUGCCAUAUAUAGAAUCCUUGUUGGGAUCUUGCUUCCAUACAAAUGGGCAAUGAUACUUGGAGUUUGGAGUGGCAUAAACCUGAAUGUUAAAGGAAUAAUGAGGUCUCAAAGUUCAGAACAGAAGAAAGGGGUUCUGUAUGUUUGCACACAUAGGACACUUCUUGAUCCUGUUUUCUUAAGCACUUCUUUGGCUAAGCCUUUGACUGCAGUCACAUAUAGCUUGAGUAAGGUGUCAGAGUUCAUAGCUCCAAUUAGGACUGUCAGACUCACAAGGGAUAGAAAACAAGAUGCUCAAACCAUGCAAAGGUUGCUAAGUGAAGGUGACUUGGUAGUAUGUCCAGAAGGAACAACUUGUAGGGAGCCAUACCUAUUAAGAUUCAGCUCAUUGUUUGCUGAGUUGGCUGAUGAAAUAGUUCCUGUGGCUAUGAAUGCUCAUGUCAGCAUGUUUUAUGGGACCACAGCAGCAGGCUUGAAGUGUUUGGACCCCAUCUUCUUCUUCAUGAAUCCUCGGCCAUGUUACCACAUUCACAUCCUUGGGAAGGUUCCUAAGGAGCUUACAUGUGCUGGAGGCAGGUCCAGUUGUGAGGUGGCUAACUAUAUUCAGAGCCAAUUGGCUCUUGCUUUGGGAUUUCAGUGCACAACUCUCACUCGGAGGGAUAAGUACUUGAUGCUUGCAGGGAAUGAAGGCAUUGUCAAUCAACAACGUAACACCAAAAUUAAUCAUCAUUGUACCAACAAUAAUAAGGGAGAAACUUUGCUGUCGUGAAGUUAAUAGUUGAAAACAGUUAGAUGUCAUCUUAGUCGAUCGUAUCAUAUCAUCUAACGAUUCUCAAUUAUUAAUUUUAUGUAAAGGCAAUUUUAUAUGGUCUCUGUCUAAUAAUAAUAGUUCCUAAUUUUUUUAUAAACCGUUCUAAAUUGUCAUCUUCUAUAAUUAAAUUAUAAUUGCAGUUUAAAACCACAGUUAUGUACCAAUGAAUGAUCUGUAUGUAAGUGUUCACCAACAUUUUGGAGUUCCAUAUUGUUUAUUUAUUUUGUACAAUUACCCUCAAUUAUUAUUCUGGAGUUGCCAGC
Molecule: messenger RNA, 1691 nt
Organism: Arachis ipaensis
Lineage: Eukaryota; Viridiplantae; Streptophyta; Magnoliopsida; Fabales; Fabaceae
Gene: GPAT1
Product: glycerol-3-phosphate acyltransferase 1
Biological process (GO): cutin biosynthetic process
Cellular component (GO): membrane
Molecular function (GO): glycerol-3-phosphate 2-O-acyltransferase activity; phosphatase activity
Source: RefSeq, a predicted model, not a curated record